Haliotis rufescens (red abalone) is the source of this 2151-nucleotide messenger RNA. RefSeq names its product pyrokinin-1 receptor-like. The record is from RefSeq and is a predicted model, not a curated record. Gene Ontology annotation, molecular function: neuromedin U receptor activity. Gene Ontology annotation, cellular component: plasma membrane. NCBI's taxonomy places the organism in Eukaryota, Metazoa, Mollusca, Gastropoda, Lepetellida, Haliotidae. Gene Ontology annotation, biological process: neuropeptide signaling pathway. The transcript has 3 exons. The coding region runs from base 224 to 1480 and encodes 418 amino acids.
CUUCGGCUCAGCUGGUUGGCACGUUCGUUUAACUCCGUGUACAGAUAGCGCUGAUCAAUCCGCACUGUCAAUGUGACCUGUCAUAUUUCUCGGACAAUAAUUCAACGACUGAUCAAACAUUAACCCAUGUGGAGAUGUGGAGAAGGGGAGAUAACCUAUGAUCUAAGAAAGCAAGGUGUUCUCACGUUCUGAUAUCUACUGUGCGGGACGACCACUACCAAAAAUGUUAGUAGAAGCCUUCAAUACAACAGAUGGCAAAAAUGUGACCUUAACCUCAUCAGAUUUCAAGAACGUAACAAUGGCCUCGGUUGACCUUGACCUUCUGAUCGGCCCCAAGCGGCGCGCUCUGAGCACUGUGAUCCCCAUGACUGUGGUGUACUCCCUCAUCUUUGUCACGGGUAUUGGGGGUAACGUGUGCACGUGCAUUGUCAUCGCACGCAACAAGUACAUGCACACAGCCACGAACUAUUAUCUGUUCAACCUCGCUGUAUCUGACCUGUUGCUGUUGGUCCUGGGAUUGCCCCAGGAAACAUAUUCCUUCUGGUCGGAAUACCCCUACAUAUUCGGGGAGACUUUCUGCAGGUUUCGUUUCUUUGCCGCGGAGGCGUCCACCUAUGCGUCCAUUCUGACGAUCACGGCCUUCACCGUGGAGCGAUACGUGGCUAUAUGUCAUCCGAUGUGGAUGCCCAGCAACUCCAACCUCCCCCGCGCUGUACGCGUGAUAUCAGCAAUAUGGGUCGUAUCGGCUGUAUGUUCCAUACCAAUAGCCUUGCAGUUCGGGAUCAUAUACAGGUAUCAGAAGGGGUCCACGCUACGGAUAGAGGAGUCUGCCCAGUGCAACACCAUGGACGAAGAAGAGGCGAGAAUCUACUUCCAAUUGUCCACGUUUCUCUUCUUUGUGUUCCCAAUGACGGUAUUGUCCAUCUUGUACUUCCUAAUCGCCAUUGCUAUCCGGAGGUCCGGACUUAACAGGAGUGGGUCGGAUUCCUCCACGGAAAGUCAGCCUUCUGGAGCUGAGAUCCGGAUACAGCAGCAGAGCCGGGCCAGACAGUCUGUUCUCAAGAUGCUCGUGACAGUCGUCGUGGCUUUCUUCGUGUGCUGGGCGCCGUUCCACUCCCAGCGACUCCUCGUCAUGUAUGUGGAACGCUGGACACACCAACUGCUGCUCGUGCACGAGCGUCUGUACCACGUCUCCGGCGUCUUUUACUACAUCAGCUCCACCAUCAACCCCAUCCUGUACAGCAUCAUGUCCCUCAAGUUCAGACAGGCGUUCCGAUCCACGCUACUCUGCCCGUGCUGCCGGAGCCCCCGCAUCAGGAACCGGAACAGCUACACCUACAAGUUCGUUCAUAAAAAUAGCGGCACGGACACAAUAUGUACGGCGGUCGAUAGUGGGUCGCCUACUCGCUGCUGUGGUUCGAGUGGCUCGUCCCAGAACGCAACAUGUCCUAUGGCAAUGUGGACUAAACCAGACAUCUAAGUACAGAUGUACCUAACGUGCCCUUACCUAAAUUAUCAGAAUAUUACAGAAUAUCACAGAACGUCAUAGUAUAUCACUGAACGUCAUAGUAUAUCACUGAACGUCGGAGAUGAACAAUGUGCUACCGCAAUGUGGACUAAAUUGCCGAUACGUCCAAUAUGCCUCUACCUAGAUUAUCAACGGGUGACGUUAAAAAAGCGACAGGACGUCACAGAAUGACACGGAACGUCACAGAAUUAAGAAACUCCUGUUGCUGUGUGGACUCGAUUGCUGGGGCUUCCAGUACGCCUCUACCAAUAUUACCAACGGGAGACGUCUGGACUCACAACUCUUGUUCGGUGGUCGUUAGUUCUAACCAGAUUCGAUUAUGAACCUUGGUUUGUCAACGUUGGUAUUCAGGGGUAAAUAUCAACGACCUGUGACGCUUUGUACUUUCUACAUUAAGAUAUGUCGGGAAAUAGUUUUGAAAAACGUCCCUCACUCAUUCACCGGUGCCUCCUUGCAAGAUCUUUUACCCAAAGUCAGCGAAAGAAGAAGAGUGCCUUAUGGUAUUAGCAGACAUUUUUUAGCAAACUAUCAGAAUGUUCGUUUUCCUUGUCAUCGCGAGUCAUCUUGGUUUCUGUACAGUACUACAGUCCGUUUGGCUCCGAAUGAGAACGAUUGUUACAAAA